CAAACUGUCCGACAUCCAAUCCAUGACGUCACCACAACACAGGAACACAGCGCUGCGGACAGUGUCGCGGAUAUUCACAAGUCCGAAUCUGUGACUGGCUACACAUCAACGUAUAAUAGUGAUGAACAGUCUUUGCCUGUAUGUAAGCAGUAUUACACACUAAAUCAUUACUGAUUGGAGACAGACUACAGUGAAGAGGAGAACACUACGCUGCUCCAGCCUCUUAUUAUUACACAUUAGUUGUAUGUGUGUCAGCGAUCCUGCUUUGAAACCUGAACGUGUCGAUUCACUGCUUUUCCUAAACAAAAAUCUACAUCUACACGCUACAGCACUUAUUAUUCAGCCAGUAAUGGUACACAACACAGACAUAGCUGCCGACAAAGAAAGAGAAAAUAGAUUGCGAAUAGCAUCAGUGGUCAUCACGGUACUGUCAUAACCGACUGUGAUCAUCAUCAUUGUUGCUUGAGAGAUUGGAAGAGUAAUUCCAGUGGACUAGAUGAACAUCUGUAAAAGUGUAAUUCUUUCCGCUCACCACUUGGUGAUCAUGAGACACACAAAUCAGAUGAGUGAGUUUAGUCCCAUCCCAAACUUAAGGUCAGCUCUCAUUUACUGUAUGCCUUUACAUCUCUCUUACCAUUUAAAGCUAUUUUGAAAUAGUGAUAUUUCAAAAUAUCACUAAGUCGCCUGUGUCAUAGAAAAAUCUCAGGCAUCCAAAGUGUUGAGGCAAUCAUGAAUUAAAUAAAACGAUUUGAUUUUACCUACCGGACUUUGUGAUUUUCAUAGUGAUGAUAUUUACGAAUAUAAUAUACAAAUAAAUAUAAAUGACCACAGUCUCUUGAGGUUCCUUGUAUUGUCCUUACAAAAUAUGAUUGGAAUAUAUAAUACCAAAUAGCUGUGUGCUCUAGAAUCUAGUGUUGGUAAUAUGGUGCAUCUUUCUGCUGCAAAAAGUGCAGCUUUUUCGGGGAUUUCUUAAUCACUACUUGGAUUUCUUAAUCAGUAGUGAUCAUGUAUGUAUGUAUAUAAUGAUGUACAUACGUACAUACAUUAUUCACUACUUUUACAUUAACGUUCAGGAAAGGGACCUUAUAGUCCAAAAACCCUUGAACAUAGUGUGUGAUUAUUAUGCUAUUACUGCUUGAUGUACCUGCCACAAUUCAGCAGUUACCUAACUAUAGGUUUUGAUUCAGAUUUCCUAAAUCGAUUCUAUUUUUGGCAUUCAAUUUGAUUUAAAUUUUGUUGGGAUGGGCUGUGUUUCUCAUUGAACUAAUGAUGUAACUAACCCUUAUUUGGUGCUUUUUUCUGGUUCGAUAGUUCAUAGUUUAAUCUUUGUUUUUCAGGCCUAACUUCAAGGCUAACAGAUUAAAUAUGUUGAGAAAAUAUUUUUCCACUUCUAAACAACAAUCUGAUUUGCAGUACAAUCCCUUAAAAAACAUGAGCAGUGAACUGUAUUGACAUUAUGAAGGGUAUACCUUUUUAUCUCCUAACCCAGCCAAUAAAAGCAGUUACAAUAAAAAUCAAAACAAAAAAAAUGAACUAAUUAAUUUAAAUUUAAAGCUAAUGUAUUAUUAUUCUGAAUAUUGUCCUGCAAUGAUUACUUUCCUGUUUCAUAAAUUGGAAAUUUGGUUAGACUUGUGCUGUAUAUUAUGUAUUCACUGCAUAUGAAAAUCAGCUGUGAAUAGUGAAGUCAACCCACCAGACUGAAGUGAUGUGCUUAAACAGGAAGCUUAACUUCAGCGGUUAGCCAUGCCUUGCACUCGGCUGCAUACAGGAAGUAACAAUCAUUUCGCAUUUUUCUGCCUGAAAACCCUGUCUCAAAAUGGCCCUGGGCAAGGAUCAAUCCUUCGCAAGCAGGUUUUUUCAAAGAUGCCGUAAGAAUAGCCAAGAACACAGAGGACAUGAGGGCGACACAUUUUUUGUCUCAGAGUUCACCAUCAUGUGGGAUAAGUUAAUGAAAGAGUUUUUAGCUAAAGCCAAAGAAGAUUUUUUAAGAAAAUGGGAGUGUCCACCUCAGAGCACAACAUGCUUGGAUGACUUCGAUAGGUUCAAGACUCUUGGCACAGGCUCUUUUGGCAGAGUAAUGCUGGUCAAGCAUAAAGGGUCCAACCAGUUCUACGCCAUGAAGAUCUUGGACAAACAAAAGGUUGUGAAGUUGAAGCAGAUAGAACACACCCUCAAUGAGAAGAAAAUACUCCAGGCUGUCUCCUUCCCUUUUCUUGUCAGACUGGAGUAUGCUUUUAAGGACAACUCAAAUCUGUACAUGGUGAUGGAGUAUGUUCCAGGUGGAGAGAUGUUCUCUCACCUGAGGCGCAUUGGCAGGUUCAGCGAACAUCAUGCAAGAUUUUAUGCAGCUCAGAUAGUACUCACUUUUGAGUACCUCCACUCCUUAGACCUCAUCUACAGAGACCUGAAGCCUGAAAACCUCCUCAUAGAUCAACAUGGUUACAUCCAGGUUACAGACUUUGGCUUUGCAAAAAGAGUAAAAGGCAGGACCUGGACAUUGUGUGGGACUCCUGAGUACUUGGCUCCAGAGAUCAUCCUCAGCAAGGGCUACAACAAAGCUGUGGACUGGUGGGCACUUGGGGUCCUGAUCUAUGAGAUGGCUGCCGGCUAUCCUCCUUUUUUCGCUGAUCAGCCCAUCCAGAUCUAUGAAAAGAUUGUGUCUGGCAAGGUACGAUUCCCCUCGCACUUUAGCUCUGACCUGAAGGAUCUACUGAGAAAUCUGCUUCAGGUUGACUUGACAAAGAGAUUUGGAAACCUGAAAAAUGGUGUGAAUGAUAUUAAGAAUCACAAGUGGUUCUCAACAACAGAUUGGAUCGCCAUCUACGAGAGAAAGGUUGAAGCCCCUUUCACGCCGAAGUGCAGAGGACCAGGCGACACGAGUAACUUCGACGACUAUGAAGAGGAGGACAUCCGUGUGUCGCAAACAGAAAAGUGCGCAAAGGAGUUUGCAGAGUUCUAGUGAGUGGGGCUGAGUCCCUCCAGGACUCAUGAGUUUCUAGAUAUUUGCACUCUCUCGAGGGGUUUAUGUGAAACGGACGCUGUCACAGAACAACAAUGCCUAGUUCCUUCGUUACAUUCAGCUGAAUGAGGUCCUUCUUGCCGAGAUCUAGUGGGCAGUGAGCACUAACCUAACAUACAGGCACAUUAUGCAGACUCCCCUUGUGCUGCACAAGAUGUUGUCAUUUUCAGCUGUCUUUUUUUUUUUUUUUUUAGUAACUUUUUUUGUAGUGUGUUUGGCCCCUUGGAAUCCUAUAGACUUUAUCCACUUAUUUAAUGAACUAGAUGCUCUUAUGGAGCGGCACAAAUGCAGACUGCCUGUAUUGGUUGAUAAGACUUUUUAAAGUACCAUUACUCUGGAAGUUUAAUAAGGUGGUGAAGGAAUGCUUGGUGGUGAAUUCUGGCGCUGUUUUACUCCAUUUUCUUUGAAGCAGAGGGGUCAGCGACUUUGUCAAUCCAUAGUCAAAAUGCUGUAUUCUGAAUGACAUUCAUGAAAAAGCACAUUUGUGGCUUUUUUGGUUUUAGAUUUUCAUUGUAUCCAGAUUGGAGUGGACAACUUCCAACACCGCCGUCAUUGCGCAUGUAUGCUGUUAUUGACACAAAUUGUUUUGCUUAGAAAUAAUCGACACGGAGACACACGUACGGAAAAAUGCGUGGAAGCAGGCAAAUAUUUAAGAUACUGAUGUUCUGUUUUGAUGAACGGAAACUUUUAUGUUGAGUUUUAGUUACACAUGCAAUUUUAGCAAAAACGUUUGAUCAUAUCUCAGUAGAUAAUUAAUGUCUGUAGUCGAGAUUCGGUGCAAAAGUUUGGGGAGAUUAGAUUUGGCAUCACAGUGUCUUUCGAUUAAAACUCCUAAUUUGUUCAGAGAAUAAUCGCAAUCUGCCUGACUGUUUAAUCUGCUAUUUAUUAUUAUGCUUAUGUCCAUUAUGCAACAGUUUUGAAGGAAAGAUUUGUGAUAAGAACAUAUUCAAAUUGCGACAUCAUGUUAGUGAAGUGAAACCUUUUCAGAUCUUGAAGGACUUUUAAGAUGAAGCAAGUGAUCAGUGAAGAAUUGUAGCAGUGUAUAUUUGUGUCCAGUUGAAGGAGAUCUCCUUUUACCUCAGAUUCUAUGUGGUGGAAAUCUAACUAUGUAUAUUAAAGGUACAGCUUGAUGUCACAAUAAAAAAGGGAAAUGAUAAUGAAGUAUGUUACUUCACUCAAGAGGUCCAUGUAGCACAUUGAGAAAUAUUUGUAUGUCAACAAAGCAUGACUGAAUCCUGAAAGCUCCGUAGCCGUGAAUGUGAGGCAGGUUUGGUGACGUGGAUCAGUGUUAUCCAGUCUUUUUUUUUUUUUUUUUUUUUUUUUUUUUUUUUUGGCAAUGCAACGUCUUCAAUAGACAGUUAAUCCCUGUGUUACUACUCCCACAAUGGUACUAUUCCCCUCAGUGAAGAAAGUUUCAUGUAUAUCUUUUUUAUGUGGCAUUUUAUCUGGGUUAUAACCAUGAAAUGGAUACACAGUUGCAUAAUCAUAAUUAUUUCCAGCUAGUUUCCGUCAUGAACUUUCUAAUCUCUGUGCUAAUGUGAUCAUUCUUGCUGUAGAAUUACCUUCCACUGAACAAAACUGUUUGGUUUAAUUGAAUAUUUUCUUAAGUUUUCUCAGUUGGAUUGCAGCCUGCAACAACUCUUUUAUCUUUUGCUUGAUGUCCUUUAAUGCCAGAUAAGUGGAAGACAUAUAAUAUUGUGUAAUAAACAAUGUGUCUGAGAAAGUGUGCACACUGUGAUGGAGCGAUAUUGGCUCAUUCUUCCAUGAAUACGCGCAUAGCUGACUAUGAGAAGGUUUUCUCAUAGCAGAUGUACACCAGGAUUAAUGCAAGAAAUUUACUGUAAAGCCUUUUUUAAUGUGCAAUGUCUGUUUGUUGUCCACAUGUGUUAAAGUCAUCGGGAGAAAUGUCUAUUUUUGUGAGGGCUUUUGUUUUACUGAGCACCUUUUCUAUGUUCCGAUUCAUCCUGACAUGUUGCCUGUCCUUGCUGCGGAAAUGCUACUCUUGCCUCCUCAAACUCCUCACAGGCAUGAUGGGUUAAUGUUGUGUAAGGUGUUACUGAAAUCCAUUUGUUUCCUAAAUACCUGUUACUCCUUAUGAGCUUCCUGUUUCUCAGAGCAAAGCUCCUUUCUUUUGAAAUUGUUGUUUAAGUCAUCUGAUUUUGUUUCCCCCGUGUUUUACUUGUGAUGAAAAUGCAAUCCAAGAAAUUUAAGCUGUUUUACGGAACCAAAUGUGAAAAUGUCUUGUCCAUGCAAAGUUGUAUUGAAUAUAGAUUAUAUAUUAGAUGCAGUGAUUCACACAAAUUCUAAAAAGCCUUUAUUUAAAAUGUUGCUCUAUUAAAAUAUGAAAUUAAUUAUCUAGUAUUCUAUCUAGUAUUAUGGAAAUAUUUUUUUUUCAUUUGAAUUAUUUAUUAAAAUAGUUUCCGCAUUCAAAUUUCUUUUUAUGAAUGGCUUGUUAAUGCGCAUUGGUGCCUCUCACGCGUGUUAAAAAAAAUACAAAUAAAAAUCUAGCUUUUGUUUUGGAAUUGGUUUCAUUAAAAGGAAAUGAAAUCUGUUUCCUGGUUUAGCCAAAUAAUCCUUAAGUGGAAUGUCGUUGUGAACCUGCAAUGUUUUUAUUAAAGUUUGAGAAGUGCACAUGGAUUCCAGCAUGUUUCAGUCCGAUCUGCCUGUAUGUCGAAAUCCACAGUCCACAGUCGAAACUGUGCUGGAGAACCACAUGUCUUCUUAUGUGUCAAUUAUCCCCAUGUGCGUAUAACUGUCAUGUGUGAUGUAAACAAUGGCACUUUCCUGAGCUUUCUCACUCCUUAAUUUAUAUAUAUAUAUAUAUAUAUAUAUAUAUAUAUAUAUAUAUAUAUAUAUAAAAGGAAUCGGUUAAUUGUAGUUAGUGGGAUCAAAAUAAUCCAAAUUGUAUUUAGUUCGUGGGAUAUUUUGCACAGGAUCUGAGGCUGACACGUUUUCUCACCCAUGUUAACCUGUGUUCGCAAGGGGACUAUUGUUUGCUGUAGCAGG
Molecule: messenger RNA, 6025 nt
Organism: Synchiropus splendidus (mandarinfish)
Lineage: Eukaryota; Metazoa; Chordata; Actinopteri; Syngnathiformes; Callionymidae
Gene: prkacba
Product: protein kinase, cAMP-dependent, catalytic, beta a
Exons: 10
Coding region: 1817-2959 (380 amino acids)
Biological process (GO): peptidyl-serine phosphorylation
Cellular component (GO): nucleus; cAMP-dependent protein kinase complex
Molecular function (GO): cAMP-dependent protein kinase activity; ATP binding
Source: RefSeq, a predicted model, not a curated record